Pimephales promelas (fathead minnow) is the source of this 7553-nucleotide messenger RNA. RefSeq names its product mitogen-activated protein kinase kinase kinase kinase 4. Lineage: Eukaryota; Metazoa; Chordata; Actinopteri; Cypriniformes; Leuciscidae. The record is from RefSeq and is a predicted model, not a curated record. Gene Ontology annotation, biological process: protein phosphorylation. Gene Ontology annotation, cellular component: cytosol. Gene Ontology annotation, molecular function: ATP binding; protein kinase activity.
GCUGAAGAUGGGCAGACAUACUGUUCCUCAAACCAUGAUCAGUUAAGAAACUCUUAUAUUGAUAGACGAGCUCAUAAAAAUGGCGAGAGACUUCACUACAACAAGUCUGAGCAACAUUGACCUGGCCUCGUUACGGGAUCCUGCAGGGAUAUUUGAGCUCAUCGAGGUGGUCGGGAAUGGGACGUAUGGACAGGUUUACAAGGGUCGACAUGUGAAAACAGGACAGCUGGCAGCCAUCAAGGUCAUGGACGUGACAGAGGACGAGGAAGAUGAAAUCAAACUGGAGAUUAACAUGUUGAAAACUCAUUCCCAUCACAGGAACAUAGCCACGUAUUAUGGUGCUUUUGUUAAGAAAAGUCCUGCCGGUCAGGAUGACCAGCUUUGGCUGGUGAUGGAGUACUGUGGCGCAGGCUCGGUCACAGACCUGCUGAAGAAGACCAAAGGAAACUGCCUUAAAGAGGACUGGAUCGCUUAUAUUUGUAGAGAGGUUCUGAGAGGUCUGUUACACUUGCACUCGCAUCAUGUCAUUCAUCGAGACAUUAAAGGACAAAACGUGCUGCUCACGGAGAACGCUGAGAUUAAACUCGUGGAUUUUGGUGUCAGUGCUCAGUUAGACAGGACGAUUGGCAGAAGGAACACAUUCAUCGGGACUCCAUAUUGGAUGGCGCCAGAGGUGAUCGCGUGUGAUGAGAAUCCUGACUCGACGUAUGACUAUAGGAGUGACGUGUGGUCUCUGGGUAUCACAGCGUUGGAGAUGGCAGAGGGGGCGCCACCCUUGUGUGAUAUGCAUCCAAUGAGAGCGCUGUUUCUCAUUCCACGGAACCCUCCUCCCAAACUAAAGUCUAAGAAAUGGUCUAAAAAGUUUCUGACAUUUGUGGACAGUUGUCUGGUGAAGAACUACCUCCACAGACCGUCCACAGAGACCCUCUUACGCCAUUCCUUCAUUAAAGACCUUCCCAAUGAACGACAAGUACGCAUCACGCUCAAAGAUCAUCUGGACAGAACCAGGAAGAGGAGACGAGAGAAAGAGGGAACAGAAUAUGAAUACAGUGGAAGUGAAGAUGAAGAAGAUGCCAUAAAUGAAGAUGAAGGUGAACCCAGCUCUAUAGUGAAUCUUCCUGGAGAGUCCAUGUUAAGACGAGAGUUCCUGCGUCUGCAGCAGGAGACAAACUCUCAAACACAACUACUCCAGCAAGUACACAAUCAAGACAACUACAAGAGACAACUGCUCGCGGACCGACAGAAGAGGAUCCAACAACAGCAGGAGGAAAGACGACGCCUCGAAAAUCACCAAGAAAGGCUGUUACACGAGACCGGACUCCAGUGGCCAGAGCUUCAGGAGAUGUUAUGGCAAGAAGAGAGUGAUGUCACCGAGAAAAGCAAAAGAAAUCACAAGAAACAGCUCAAAGACAGUGAACAUCACAGGACUGAUGUUGAAUCGUUGUCUUUAAGUCUCUUUGCUGAGCAGGCUCAGGGCAGAAAAGCCCUCCGCACACUUCCCAGAGAUCAGUCACAGCUGCUAAUGCUCCAGCACGACCACGGACACCAGCAGAAGAGCUCUAGAGACACCUCACCACAUGAUGGGCUGGCAGGUAAACUGGAAUCCCUCGACACCCAUCUUGUCAAUCUGAAUAAUUUAGCUGUCAGGUUUCCUCAUGUUCAGUCACGUCUGGGAUCAGGAAGCAACUCCAGUCCUUGUACUCCAGCGCUCCAGAGAGCCGCCAAACAGCCGAACAUGAACGUGUGCUCCGGUCGAGAGAUUCAUCACAGCAGCUCGAUGUCUGAUGUCACCACUCCUCUCUCGCCAACACAAGAUGAGGUCUUCUUCAUCCCUGAUGAUCUGCCGCCAAAGAUUCCAGAGCGAACAACGUCAAAGUUCAAAGAUGUCACAGGCCAUCAUAGAUAUGGAUCCAGUGGAGAUCGUCAGUCUUCACUGGACAACAGUGUUAAGAUGUCUUUAUCUAACAGCUCAACAAGCAGCUCACAGUCAGGUUGCUAUAUGCUGGACAGUCCAGCUCAUCAAAACAGAAGCCCUCAAAGUCCAGAAACAUCAUCACCAAACCAGGGUUUGGGAAUGAAGUCUCACUUUAGCCCAUUAAAGAAGCUUGCGGAGUAUUCUUCCUCCAGUGAUGAAGAUGAUGAGAAGACGAGGUCUCCGUUGAGCAAUGGAAGGCCCCUGUUAUCCAGAGGGCAGUUUAAUGAAAUCAUUCUUCAGCCUCACCUCAAUGUGAAACCGCAGCAGCAGAGUGCAGCAAAGCCAACGCAUUACGUCCAUCAGAGGCCUUCUGGAUCCCAAUCCAGCGACAGCUACCAUCUGCCGGACCUACUGCACAAGAGCCCCACACAUGAGCUCACCUGCCACCAACACACCGCACAGAGCUUUGAUAAAGUAUUCAAUAACCAGCCAGGAAAAAGCACGUCCUCUUCCUCUUCCUCAUUCUCACCUUUUAUUGACCCUCGUUUACUGCAGAUCUCUCCACCCCAGAGUCCGCAGGGAUACGACCAAUUGAAUGGCAGGUGUGAGCCGUGUGUUAGACAGCCCCACAGGAAGGGCUCUGUGGUAAACGUCAACCCCACCAACAUUCGGCCCCAGAGCGAUGCCCCAGAGAUCCGCAAAUAUAAAAAGAAGUUCAAUGCUGAGAUCCUCUGCGCCAGCCUGUGGGGUGUGAAUCUGUUGGUGGGCACAGAGAAUGGCCUGUGGCUGCUGGACCGCAGUGGUCAGGGCAAAGUUUACUCUCUCAUCAGCCGAAGACGCUUCCAACAGAUGGACGUACUUGAGGGGCUCAAUGUACUCAUCACUAUAUCAGGUAAGAAAAACAAGCUGAGGCUGUACUACCUGUCCUGGCUGAGGAAUAAGAUCUUGCGUAAUGAUCCCGAGGUGGAAAAGAAACAGGGCUGGACCUCAGUGGGAGAUCUGGAGGGAUGUGUCAGCUACAAAGUAGUUCGGUAUGAAAAGAUCAAGUUCCUGGUCAUCGCCUUGAGGAGCGCAGUGGAGAUCUAUGCGUGGGCUCCCAAGCCAUACCACAAGUUCAUGGCUUUCAAAUCCUUCAGCUCACUGCCUCAGAAGCCCCUCUCAGUUGACCUGACGGUGGAGAAUGGACAGAGGUUAAAGGUCAUCUAUGGGUCUCACUCUGGCUUUCAUGCUGUUGAUGUGGAUUCAGGGACGCCCUUCGAUCUGUACCUGCCCAGUCAUAUCCAAGGUCUGAUUCGUCCGCAUGCCAUCAUCAUCCUCCCCAGCAGCAGUGGGAUGGAGCUGUUGCUGUGUUACGAGGAUGAGGGCGUCUAUCUCGACACCUAUGGCCGCAUCACCAAGGAGACGGUUCUGCAGUGGGGGGAGAUGCCCGCCUCUGUCGCCUACCUUCAGUCAAAUCAGGUGAUGGGAUGGGGCGAGAAAGCCAUCGAACUCAGAUCUGCCAAGACUGGAAGUCUGGAGGGAGUCUUCAUGCACAAAAAGGCUCAAAAGCUCAAGUUCCUGUGUGAGAGAAACGACAAAGUGUUUUUUGCUUCUGUCCAGUCGGGUGGAUGCAGUCAGAUCUACUUCAUGACGUUAGGGCAGAACUCGCUCUUCAACUGGUGAUCUUUUGUUGCUCGGUAAAAGCAUCCAAAUUACUCUGUAUAGACUGUCCAUAUCCCGUAAUGAACAAUCUCUGCAAAUAAAUUUCAAAUAGCCCAUUUUUUCCAUAUAUACUGUAUAUAUACACACAUAUUAAUACAUGUAAAAUAGGUGAUUUAUUGCAUCCUGUGUGACAGCGUCAGCCAUCUGUGCUUAACCCCAAAAUAUAAAUCUUGUUUUGGAUUUUAAUUUUAUUUCUCUUUCUAUUUUCAUGUCAAAUCUUGCUAAAUGGACUUUAUAUUUUGUCCCUAAUACGUAACUAUUUUAUUGUAUAAUAACCAUGGCUGGUACACGGUUUGGUGUGAAACCGAUACUAAUAGCUAGUAGAUGAAGAACUAACUGUUGUAAUAUUGUAUGGUCAAAUAUUAAUUUUUUUUUAUUUUUUUUUUAUGGUGUAAGCCAACAAUUCAGAACCGAAUUGAUACAAUAACUGUGCACUUUCAGCUUUAAUUUUAGGGACUUUUCAGGUAAAAAAAAAAAUAAUUGUAAUGAUCAGUUUAACUUUGUUGUUUUUGUUUAUUAUAACUCUCACCAUACUACAACACAAACAUAACUGAUCACAUUAUCAUGAUAAAUGUUAUAUCAAUAAAAGGUUUGUUCAGCUGUCGCAUGUCUUUUGGAUGCAGACUGAACGUCUAAUGUUUCCUUGACUGUCUGAGAAGCCUUUUUUUUUUUUUUUUUUUUUUUUGCUGCUGGUUUUGUUUUAGCUUUUGUCCGCAUUUCACAGAUGACAAAGUUUGUUUUAGUUUACCUUUCUUUUUAAAACCUUUUUCUUUUGUCUUCUGGUUCUGUCUAAUCGCAGCCUUCCAUAUCUACUUCCACAUUACGUUCCACAUAGCUAUAUAUUUCAGCUCAAGUUUAGGGAUGGAAAAACACAUAUGCUUAAUUCACAAAGACUGGUAUUUUGAAGCCAGGCAAUGGAUUUCUUAAAUGACAAAAUAGUUUUUUAAAUAGAGUUCAGCUGGCACAAAAUGUGCGAGACAUUUAUCCGUUCUCUGCACUGUCUUGCAAAUGGUUUUCUCGUGCUCGACAUGUAACAAUUCUGUGUAAAUUAGGCUCUAAUUAGUGUUCGAACUAUGGCUUAAUAUGUGUUUUCUGUUAGCCGUACUGUAUUUGUUUUAAAUUUUGAAGGAAAAUUAAGACAAAGUUAUGAAACAUUUUCAUUAUUUUUUUGUAUAGAAACUAACUGAACAGUAACAGCCUUCACUUUACUUUAUUAUUUUUUAUGUUUUCAUGGACUUUCAGUUUAUUUUCAUUCAUCACAUGUGCUCCUUUUUUGAUUUUGUUUUUCCCGCCACUCAUCAGUAACCACGGUGAUUCAUUCAGCUGUUCAUUGUUUGCCAUGUGUUUAGUUCCUCUCGGUUUACUCCGUUUUUGUCAGGCGAAGUUCAUAUAUGUUAGUGUUUUGCUGCAUACUGGGCAUGUCUACCUUUUUGUUUUAAUAAACCACGUUUAUAUUUGUAUCCCGUGAUUGAAAUGCUUGAUUCUGUUGGAAAUGAAUGGAGCAAAGAAAAGUACCAGGAAUGGAGAUGAUCAUUUGAAUGUUUUUUUUUAAAGUUGGAAUGAUGGAGAUCUGAGUUAGAAAAUGAGUGGUGUGGAGCUUGGGAUAUGUGGGAUUGGUAACUGUUGAAUUGUUAUAUCUGGACUUGUAUGUACUCAAAGCACCUGUGUUUGUAAAGGUGCAAUACCAUCCCUUGAAUAUCUAAAUGUAUGCACUUUGUAUUGCUUGUAUACAGACAAACUUGCUUGUUCAUGCAGUUGUUCUAUUUUCACACUCUGAUGAUUUGUCUCAUUUGGAACAACAGUAAAAUUGCACUUAAAUGGUUUUUGUUUAGAACAGAUAUUUUUGUGAGCAUGCGCACAUACAACACACUGGAAAAGAUGUUGGCUGUAGAUCAGAAAUGCUGUUUUGAGACCAUUUGCAGCAGAAAAACAAAAAUAUAUUUCCAUAUAUUUAUGAUCUCUAUUGUAUGGUGUAAAUAUACUAAAAAAAUAUGUGAACUAUGAUAUUGUAUCAAUAUAUAUUACAGUAUUAGGAAUUGCCGCUUUUCAUAUAUUGAAAAUUACAUUUACACUGAUGGGUGUACUAAGAAUGAACGUGGGAAAGGUGUAUGACUCAAAGUCUUAAGUUACGAAGACAUAAGAGUGUUGGGACAAUAAUGGACUGUGCACUUAAUUCAUCUAUUGAAUUGCAAAUAUUUAGUGCAUGUUUAAAACUUAACUGACUAAAACUAAACUGCAAUAAAGUUACUGCCUUUUAGAUAAAGCAACAUGCUUUAUGAUCACUGUGUCUUGGUCUUUUGUUGGACUGAAGCACAGGUAGCCUGACGUUGUCAUACUCAAAUUCUAGUCCUCAAAUGUGGUAAGUUUGUCUGGUAUCCAGGCUCUACUUUUCAGCAUAAUGGUGACCCACAAAACUCAACAGAAACCCUUUCAAUCCCAACAGAACAUCAAACACUAACAGAUCUCUCGAGAGCUCAGCAGAGCUUACGCAACAAAAACAGCGUUACCAGCUUCACUUAUUACUACCCAGAUGGACUUUAUUUCUAUCAGACUUCUACAGAGGUUCUUAUUGAGAAUUAACAGGUUUAGAUGUUGAUGAUUUAUUGAAAAUUAUAUAAUUUUGCAGUCACCAUGAUGGAGAUCAGUGUUCGCGUUAGCUGGACUCUUGGCUUUAUAACACUAGUUUUAAAACGCUGUUUGUACUGGGUGUGAUCUGAUGGGUAAUUAGUUUACAGAUGAUAAGCAUAAGCAUCAUUGAAUAUUGAUUAAUUGUCUCCACCUAAAGUGCAUUACAAAAGUGUGUUAGAUCAUUAAAUGCAUUUAAAUUAUUACAAACACUGAAACUACAACAAGAGAUCAACCGUUGUUGUAAUCAGACAUUUAAAAAAAAACACAUUGUCCCUCAAAACAUUUUGAACUAAUGUCGCACACGGACAUUAAGAAUCAGCAUACAAAUCUCAAAAAUGGUGACGUGCUUCAUGCUGCAAUGUAUACGCUUUGGUUUUAUACUAUGGUAGCUCCCAGAAUGCAUGAAGCAUGUCACCAUUGUUGAGAUACAUAUUCUUGAUAUCCGUGUGCAACUAAAUACAGCAAUUGUUCAAUAAACACAUUUUUGAUCCAGUGAUACAUCUUGGGAUGUGAUCUGUGACUCAGUAUAAUUAUUGGUGAAUCUACCAUCAUCAAUUAAUACCCAACAGUUCUUCCAUAUUUUCCAUAUUUUGCCAUAUAUAUAUCCUUUUUGCCACAAUUUCUGUCUCAUAUAAAUAUACAGUUACAACUGCCAGAGAAAAACUCGAGCUCUUGAGCUCAAGAGCCCAGCUGAAGCAAACACUGAUCAAAAUUAUAUUAUCAACAUCUAAACCUCUGUUAAUUCUCAAUGAGACCCUCUGUAGACGUCUGAUAGUAACAAAGUCAGUCUGGGUUUUUAUGGGUCAGUCUGGGUUAAUAAGUGAAGCUGGUAAUGUUGUUUUUGUUGUGUAAGCUCUGCUGCACUCUCGAGAGAUCUGUUAGUGUUUAAUGUUCUGUUGGGAUUGAAAGAAUUUCUGCUGAGUUUUGUGGGUCACCGUUGUGCUGAAGAGAGAGCCUUUGUUUCAGUUCAGAAGACCAAGAAACCAAAAAACACUGCAUAUGACUAUCUAAAAGGCAAAAAUAUAUUUUUUAUAUUUAUUUUAUUUUUAUUAUUUUUUAUUUUAUAUAUAUUUUUAUAAGUUAAUUAUUUCUAUUAAUUUUUUUGUGAAGUUUUGUUCAUUCAAUUAAGUUUCUAUUUAAAAAAUACCAAUGAAUACAAAUGCAAAUGUCUAUCCAAUAAUAGACGUUAGUUAAUAAAUUUGUAUGUUUUUAUAUUAGAAACUUGCAGCUUUGAGUAAACAUCCUUGAGAAAUUUAAGGCAAUCAUUUUCUAAGUACACUCAUAUUACAUUUUACAGUGUAAAUAUAUU